AUGACGUCUCCGAAGCCAGUGCCACCCCCAAGGAAAAUGUUGACCCCAAAGUCAAUGACAUGCCCAAAGCCAAUGUCACCCCCAAGAAAAAUAUCACCCCCAAAGCCAAUGCCGGCUCAAAAGCCAAUGUCGCCCCCAAAGCCAAU
Racocetra persica is the source of this 146-nucleotide messenger RNA. The record is from the annotation of a GenBank genome assembly. Lineage: Eukaryota; Fungi; Glomeromycota; Glomeromycetes; Diversisporales; Gigasporaceae.